Molecule: messenger RNA, 2576 nt
Organism: Sebastes umbrosus (honeycomb rockfish)
Lineage: Eukaryota; Metazoa; Chordata; Actinopteri; Perciformes; Sebastidae
Product: urea transporter 1-like
Exons: 9
Coding region: 632-1843 (403 amino acids)
Biological process (GO): urea transmembrane transport
Cellular component (GO): membrane
Molecular function (GO): urea transmembrane transporter activity
Source: RefSeq, a predicted model, not a curated record
UUCCAGAAUACCGUAAUUUUACAUGCUGCUUCGUUUCCGACUGUCACUCAUCUUGUCUGUUAUUCGCACACCGCACUCCUCUCUCUCUUUCUCUCCUCCUCUCCCUCCUGCUAUGUACCUGUACACCGUCAGCGCAGUCACAGUCAGUGCAUGGAGUGCCCGUGCGGCGGAGAAGAUCAUCCUAUCAUUCGGCCUUGAAUUAAUAAUUUUUUUAAAAACGGCUCUUGGACGGGGGCCGGCUCCUAUUGUUCACUUAAAAGGGCCGGCUCUUUGAAGAUUGCCGGAUGAUCCGGGUACUUUAUCACUCGGCAGUCGAGCCAUUUUGGCAUCAUGCGCCACUGAGCAACUCAUAGGAAUGAACGGGGGCCGCCUCCAACGCUGUAUCCAGUUCUUUUUAUACAUCCAUGCUGUGCACCUGUUGGUGACACACAAACUUGGGUGCGUUUGAUUUGGGUCACUCAGCGUGCCGGGUGGUGCAUCAACAAUAGAUCACUGCUUAAUUAUGCAAACUUUUUUGCAAACAACUUUUUCGUGUGACUUAGUCCAAUUUAUGAUAAAAAAAAAACAAUAUUUAACAGUUACGAGAGUAAAUGUAAUACCGCUGCUAAAAUGACAACUGUGAUCAACUCUAAUGACAGAAAGUAUGGACAACAGCUACCAGCCUCCACACGAAGAACCUCCAGCUCGUUCCUUUCUCGUCAGAGGUGUUGGGCUUUUCACCGGGGACAUGCAUCUCUGUGGACAGUGGGUGAAAAGACAGGCUGUGGUAAUCCAGCUGCUGGACUGGAUUUUCCGAGGGGUGGCCCAGGUCAUGUUCGUCAACAACCCUCUCAGUGGGCUCCUCAUCACGGCCGGCCUCUUCCUGCAGAACCCUUGGUGGGCUCUGAACGGUCUGCUGGGUACCUUUGUCUCCACUGGGUCUGCCAUAUUGCUGGGACAAAACAGGGAGGCCAUAUCAGCGGGUUUAUAUGGCUACAAUGGAACGUUGGUCGGCAUACUGAUGGCUGUUUUCUCCGCCAGAGGAAGCUGGUACUGGUGGCUGUUAUUGCCAAAUAUGUUCAUGUCCAUGUUGUGCCCGGUGGUCUCAAGUGCUUUGUCCUCAGUUGCCAGUAAAUGGGACGUGCCGAUCUUCACCCUGCCCUUUAAUAUUUUGGUGUGUCUACAUGUUGCAGCUACAGGAGCCAAUCACCCUUACUUUCCAGCGGUGGAUAUGCGGCCAAAUGACCAUCUGCACCGUCCUAAUGGCUCCAUGGAAAGCCUCGAUAUCUCUCAACUAUUCCUGUCAGUGCCAGUUGGUGUUGGCCAGGUGUAUGGCUGCGACAGUCCUUGGACAGGAGGUCUCAUCCUUCUGGCCCUGCUGCUUUCCUCACCAACUAUCUGUUUCCAUGCCAUGUGGGGCUCUGCUGCUGGCAUGCUGUCUGGAUUUGCUCUCGCAGCUCCUCACAAGGACAUUUACUCGGGGCUGUGGGGAUAUAACAGCGCUCUGUCCUGCAUUGCCAUCGGAGGGGUCUUCUAUGUCCUAACAUGGCAAACCCAUCUACUGGCUCUAAUAUGUGCACUUUUCUGCGCAUACAUGACUGCAGCGAUCUCCAAACUGAUGUCUGUGCUCGCAUUACCGGCCUGCACGUGGCCUUUCUGCCUGUCCACUCUCAUCUUCCUCCUCAUUUCCACUGAGAUCACAGCCAUCUGCAGACUGCCUCUGUCUGCGGUCUCCUACCCCGAGGAGAACCGGCGCUACCGGAGACAAUUAAAGGCCUCGGAGGAAGCUCAGCAUAGUCAGCAGAGCAGUGGCCAAGAAGAGGCCAUGCUGAAGGAUGGAGGGCCAGUCGGUAGUGGAUCAUAGGGGGGGCUGCAGUGGAUCUGAGAUGCUCUAACCUCUCCGAGUGUUAAAUAUAAGUAUGUUUAUAUACAGUCUUGGUAUUCUUAUAUAAAAUGGCUGGCAUUGUAGUGAGAAAUAUUUUCUAAAUGGCAAACAUUUUUUUAUGCAGUGUAGCUCUUCUAAACAGCAGAGGGCAGCACUUCCCAAGGAAACACUGACUUUUCAUUGUACCUGUUUACAGUAUCUUUACUGUUAUGAUGUUUCACAGUUUUUCUGUGAUUGUGCUUUACAGUACAAUACUGCAACUGUGUUUUAAAUGUAAAUAUACUAUGUAUAGCCUACUAUUAUACACUGUAAGAGCCAUGUUGUAUUAUUUACAGUUUUUUGUAUUUGAUUCUCAUUGCAGAAGUACAUUGUGUUGUGCCAUUGCAAAUGUUUAAUAAGCAUUAGAAGGUAAUUAGUCAUGUCGUAGAAUGGGCUUUAAUGCAUUUUAUGUGUGUUUUGCCGUAUUGAGACUUGUGCUCCUCCAGUCUAGUCCUGCUGUUGAACAGUUUGGACGUGUCCCUUUAAGUUUGAUUAGUGCAAGUUGGGCUUCGAUGGAGCAGGAUGGGGAGCAACUGUUUUUCUGACCGCAGAUUAUAGACUGUAUUUCAGUUAUUUUCAGCAGAAUUGGUCAGUGUUUGAUAGUCCAUCGUUGCAUAUGGAUAUAGUUUUGUUUAUUUUUCCCGUUACAGAAUAAACUACUUUUCGCUCACAA